AACUUCAUAGUUUCAUGAGGUUUGUGAAUUACGUUCGCCAGUUCAUCCCGAACAUGGCGGGGGUAACUUCCCCUCUCAUGGAUCUCCUGAAGAAAGGCAAGUUUUAUGAGUGGGGGGGAGAGCAGCAGGCUGCGUUCAAACAGCUCAAAUUUUUCCUGACUAUACCUCUGGUUCUUCGAAUUGCAGAUCCUUACCGUCCGUUCGAGCUCAUCACUGAUGCUAGCAACCUGGCUAUUGGUGCAGUACUGUUACAAGACUUCGGCGAAGGCCUUCAACCCAUUGCCUACGAGUUACGAAAGCUGAACCCGGCCGAGCGAAAUUAUCCUGUCCAUGACAAAGAGUUACUCGCCAUCGUUCACGCUUUCAAGGUCUGGCGCUGCUACAUGACGGCCGCUGACGUGACAGUCCAAACAGACCACAAAUCGCCACAGUUUAUCCACGCCCAACCGACACUAAAUCCCCGACAGAUUCGCUGGCUCGAUUACCUCGAGUCAAACUUCCACUAUAGAGUCACCUACAAACGGGGGGUUAGCAACAUCGCCGACGCACUGACCCGCUCUUCAGUACACACCACCGCAUAAUCCCCAACUGAUGUUCAAGCAAGGG
Messenger RNA from Closterium sp. NIES-67, 606 nucleotides. NCBI's taxonomy places the organism in Eukaryota, Viridiplantae, Streptophyta, Zygnematophyceae, Desmidiales, Closteriaceae. The record is from the annotation of a GenBank genome assembly.